UCAGUGUGUACGUUACACUCGCAGACGACACUCUCCCGACUAUAUUAUAAACCGAUCCGUAGAAUCCUAUAUAAAUAAAAACAAAAAUGAUGCGACAAAGAAAAUUCGCCAAUUUAACCCAUAUAUUUGCACGCCCACAACGUCAUUAUCAUAGUGAAAAGGGCGUGUGGGGCUAUAAACCGGUUGCUAAACGAAAUUAUCAAGUGGCCGAGGAUGUGCGGGAGGCGAGGAACUCACAGGCGAAUGUCUAUCGUUGGGUAGAGGCUUUUCGCCAGCAUGGACACAAAUUGGCAGCCGUAAAUCCCAUCAGCAUCAAAGCGACCAACAGUCAGAGCGAGCUGCAGGAAUUAAAUCCCGCAUUUUAUGGACUGCAGACGCAGGAGACGGUGCGCACCGUUGGCCUCUUAAGUGCUCCACAGGCGGCCCAGAAUGUUGGCCAACUGGAACAGCUGCUAAAGGGCAUUUACUGUGGAAGUUCGGCCAGUGCCGAGUUUUCAUAUGUCGAGAAUUUGGAAGAGCGCGAAUGGUUGGCCAAGAAUUUUGAGUCACUUAACACGGAGCAGCUGCUGCCUGACCAGGAACGUUGCGAAAUCGCCGAGCUGUUAAUUAAGUCACAAGCUUGGGAUAAUUUCAUGGCGCUUAAAUUUCCGACUGUAAAGCGAUAUGGAGGCGAAGGUGCCGAAUCCAUGUUGGCCUUUUUUUGGCAGCUGCUGCGCGACAGUGUACAAGAGAAUAUUGAGCAUGUGGUGUUGGCCAUGCCACAUCGUGGACGAACCUCCCUGCAGGCGGCGUUACUUCAAAUGCGGCCAGCAAAAGUUUUCCGCAAACUCAGCGGCGCAUCAGAGUUCCCCGACAAUGUUGAGGGGGCCAUGUCGGACGUCAUAAGUCAUUUCCAUGUUUCCGAGGAGCUGCAGGUGCUAGGCAAGAGCAUCAACUUUAGCAUGGUGCGCAAUCCCUCGCAUCUAGAGGCUGCCAAUCCAGUGGCCAUGGGUAAAACACGCUCCAAGCAGCAGGCACGUGGUGAAGGCGCCUUUGGCAAGAGUCCAGAUGGUUCCUUUGGUCAAUAUGUUCUCAACGUUAUCCUCCACGGGGAUGCCGCAUUUGCCGGCCAGGGUAUUAAUCAAGAAUGCCUGACCAUGGCCUAUGUACCGCAUUUUGAAGUUGGCGGCAGUUUGCAUUUGAUUGUCAACAAUCAGGUGGGUUUUACCACCCCUGCGGCACGGGGACGCUCAACUGACUACAGCUCGGAUUUGGCAAAGUCCAUACAAGCACCUGUCUUCCAUGUCAAUGGCGAUGAUCCGGAGACUUUGGCUCGGAUUACAAAUUUAGCUUUUCGCUAUCAAAGAAAAUUCCGCAAGGAUAUUUUUAUUGAUUUGAAUUGUUUCCGUCGCUGGGGCCAUAAUGAAUUGGACGAUCCGACAUUUACCAAUCCGUUGGUCUAUAAAAUUGUUCACCAACGUGAAUCUGUGCCCGAUAUGUACACCAAAAAACUGGACGAGGAGGGAGUACUAAGUGCUGAGCAAGCAAAGCAAAUGCGUGAUAACUAUAUGGCCCAUCUGGGUGAAGAGUUGGCCUUGGCUGCUACCUACCAGCCGCCGCCUUCGUACUUUGAGAAACAAUGGGCUGGACUACAAUUGGCACCAAGCAAAGAGCUCACAUAUUGGGAUACAGGUCUGGAUUAUGGCCUACUCCACUAUAUUGGGCAACAAAGUGUUGCGUAUCCUGCCGACUUUAAUAUUCAUCCACAUUUGCUGAAGACUUAUGUAACUGCCCGCCUCAAGAAGCUGAAAACUGGGGUUAAGAUCGACUGGGCUACUGCCGAAGCCUUGGCCAUUGGAAGCCUAAUGUAUCAAGGACACAAUGUGCGCAUCAGUGGUGAGGAUGUGGGCCGUGGCACCUUCUCGCAUCGUCAUGCCAUGCUGGUGGAUCAGGAGACAAACGAAAUGUUCAUACCCCUAAAUAAUCUUGAGGGUGGUCAUGGCGGUAAAUUGGAGAUAGCCCAUAGUAUUUUGUCGGAGGAAGCUGUGCUGGGAUUUGAGUAUGGCAUGGCCAUUGAUAAUCCACAAAAUCUUAUCAUCUGGGAAGCACAAUUCGGUGAUUUUGCCAAUGGAGCACAAAUUAUCAUUGAUGCCUUUAUAGUUUCCGGUGAAACCAAGUGGAUGGAAAGCAAUGCCCUGGUGAUGCUUUUGCCACAUGGUUAUGAUGGGGCAGCUUCCGAACACAGUUCAUGCCGCAUUGAACGUUUCCUGCAGCUCUGUGACUCCAAGGAGAACGCCAUCGAUGGUGAUGGCGUCAAUGUGCAUAUUGUAAAUCCCACAACACCUGCCCAAUACUAUCAUGUUCUGCGACGUCAGUUGGCCAGAAAUUUCCGCAAACCCCUGAUUGUUGUGGCACCCAAGACCCUAAUCCGCUUGCCAGCGGCUACCUCCACACACGAAGACUUCCAGCCAGGCACACUAUUCCAUAAUGUUCUCGGUGAUACCACUGUGCCCGCGGAUCAGGUGCGGAAGGUCAUCAUUUGCAGUGGCAAACAUUAUUACAACCUGGUGGAGGAACGUGAGAAACGGCAGGCUUUUGAUACGGCCAUAAUACGUCUGGAAUCCCUUUGCCCCUUCCCAGUGCAAGAGCUGCAGGGUCAGUUGGCCCAGUAUGCCAAUGUGGAAUCCUACAUCUGGAGUCAGGAGGAGCACCGCAACAUGGGUGCAUGGACUUUUGUGCGGCCACGUUUUGAAAAUUUAAUUGGCAACAAGCUCCAGUACUGCGGACGGACGGAGGCUCCCACACCGGCCACCGGCAUUGGCAAAGUGCAUAAACGGGAAGUUGAUGAGAUUGUUGCUGCCCCAUUUGAACUUUAGUGCGCUCAGCCGGAGCCGGAGCCACUUUCCACUAUUCCGCAUUUCCAGCGCCAGCCCGCCAAUAUAUCACAAAGUACUUUUAGCUCAAUAAAACUGCCAAAAAAAAAAACAGAAACCAAAGAGAGGCAAGAAGUAAAACACAAAGCUUACAGCUUACAAAUAAAACGUAAAUGGCACAAAAAAAAAACAGAA
Messenger RNA from Drosophila willistoni, 3047 nucleotides. Its product is annotated as probable 2-oxoglutarate dehydrogenase E1 component DHKTD1 homolog, mitochondrial. Gene Ontology annotation, molecular function: thiamine pyrophosphate binding; oxoglutarate dehydrogenase (succinyl-transferring) activity. The transcript is spliced from 12 exons. Gene Ontology annotation, biological process: tricarboxylic acid cycle. Bases 87 to 2855 code for a protein of 922 amino acids. NCBI's taxonomy places the organism in Eukaryota, Metazoa, Arthropoda, Insecta, Diptera, Drosophilidae. The record is from RefSeq and is a predicted model, not a curated record.